Messenger RNA from Arachis stenosperma, 856 nucleotides. RefSeq lists its product as uncharacterized. Bases 56 to 478 code for a protein of 140 amino acids. The record is from RefSeq and is a predicted model, not a curated record. The transcript has a single exon. Lineage: Eukaryota; Viridiplantae; Streptophyta; Magnoliopsida; Fabales; Fabaceae.
AUAGUUCUUCCUUGUUUCUUUGAAUAUUAUUGUUGAGAAAAAAAAAAAAAAAAACAUGUUAGAAUCUGUGGUGGAGUUCAUAACUGAAGCAGCUUCAAGCACUGCUUUCAUCUUCUGUUUCUGCAAUUUGAUCUUCAUACUCAUUAUCCUUGUGGACUUGAAGCCAAGCCUCAUAAGUUUUGAUCAACAAAAAAUUGAUCAACUCCAUCAUCAUAUUCAUCAUCACCCCAUCAACACAGGUACACAAGGAACAACAACUUCCAAGUUUCUACUCAGAAAAAACAAACCAACUCAACAAGAUGAACCUGAAAAUGCAGAAGAGAAGAAAACAGAAUCUGAAGGUAAUAAUGAUGAUGACUUUGGUAAUGAGGAAGAGGAAGAAGAGGUUGAAGGGAAGGAUGAUGAGCUGAGGAGAAAGGUGGAAGAGUUUAUAGAGAGAGUUAACAAAGGUUGGAAAGCUGAAUAUUUUAGCACAUAAAUAAUAAUAAUAAUGUUUAUUUGUUGUGGGAAAAUUUCAUUAUUAAUUAGGCCUAAUUAAGGUUGGAGUAUCAUAAGAAAUCUUAUAGUAUUACACUAUUACUUACUAGUUUGUUCUUUAGUUUUUUUAAACAUUUUUAAUUAGAAUGCUUAUGCUAUUAAGAUUUUAGAAGAAAUUAAGUUGUUUAGGAGUGCCUUGAAGGAUUCUGUUCAAAAGAUGAACAAAAAAUGAAGCCAAUCGUGAUGAAAAUAGUAUGACUACAUUUUAUUUAUGUGUUUGUUUUUAAUGAAGAACUUCACUACUUGUCUACUUCAGAUUCAGCACAGAAAAGGUAGCAAAAAAGAAAGGAAAAAAAAACAUAUAUAGCAUAUAUGUUGU